AUGAUACCGGCAGUGCAGCUCAUCUUCAUGAUUUAUCUUUGCCCGGAAAGUCCACGUUGGUACAUGAAGAUGAACAGGCCGGCUGAUGCAUUUGCGUCGCUGCAGAGGUUGCGGUUCACCAAGCUACAGGCUGCUCGCGAUCUGCUACUCAUACACAUUGCUCUCGAGACAGAUAAGAGCCUAUUUGCUCACAGGGGAAGUGCAUUGAAGCGCUUCCAGGAGUUGUUCACAAUUCCCAGGAUACGGAGGGCCAAUCUGGCCGCGGCGACGAUUAUGCUGGCCCAACAAAUGUGUGGCAUUAAUAUCAUAUCGUUCUACUCGUCAUCGAUCUUCGUCGAAUCCGGAUUCUCUGAGCAGAGGGCACUGUGGGCAUCAUGGGGCUUUGGACUGGUGAACUUCACUUUCGCUAUCCCCGCCCUGUGGCUCAUCGACAGCUACGGUCGUCGAACCCUUCUGCUCACCACGUUCCCGCACAUGGCAUGGACCUUGCUUGCAGCGGGGUCCUGUUUCCUCAUUGGAGGCGACGGAACGGCUCGACUUGCCCUCAUCGCGCUCUUCAUCUUCUCAUUCACGGCCUUCUACAGCAUUGGCCUCGGUCCCGUUUGCUUCGUCUACGCGGCAGAGGUUUGCCCUUUGUCCCACCGAGAACUUGGUAUGGCCUGGAGCGUCGUUAUCAACGCUGUCGGGGCUUCCAUCUUGGGACUGACUUUUCUCUACAUGCUGUCUGCGCUCACUCCGACGGGGGCGUUCGGCUUCUACUGUGGCUUGAACAUAUUAGCUCUACUUAUGAUCUUUGCCUUCUUGCCUGAGACCAAGCAGUUGACGUUGGAGGAGUUGGAUGUAGUGUUUGCUCGGGAAGUUGUGUUUGAGUCAAUUUCUCACGGAUCCUCGUCACAGGAUAUGUAA
Molecule: messenger RNA, 906 nt
Organism: Colletotrichum lupini
Lineage: Eukaryota; Fungi; Ascomycota; Sordariomycetes; Glomerellales; Glomerellaceae
Product: sugar transporter
Exons: 4
Coding region: 1-906 (301 amino acids)
Biological process (GO): transmembrane transport
Cellular component (GO): membrane
Molecular function (GO): myo-inositol:proton symporter activity
Source: RefSeq, a predicted model, not a curated record